Molecule: messenger RNA, 1376 nt
Organism: Cuscuta europaea
Lineage: Eukaryota; Viridiplantae; Streptophyta; Magnoliopsida; Solanales; Convolvulaceae
Source: the annotation of a GenBank genome assembly
UUUGUUGGAUAAUACUCCGUAAUUAAUAACUUCUUAGAAAGAGAAAACCAAAGCACCUAACAACUUUCACUCGUAUGAAUUAAUUCAGGGCGCGUGGAGUCCGGGAUUUUGUUUCCCACCUCAAAACAAACUUACAAACGGAAACAGCUUCUCUCUGAAUUGGAUUGGGUGAUAUACCCGCUUUUGGCAAUCAGUAUACUGAUGAAAUACUCCUUUUUUUUUCAUAUCAAUCCACCGCUUUCAGGUGAAGCUACCCAUUCCAACCCUAGCAAACUUGCCGGAAAUUUCGUCUCUCCCAAGAUUUGAAGGAUGGGUCAAUCAUUUGGAUGCCUUAUAGUGGAUCAGUCAACCGCAGUUGUGAAGGAGCACUUUGGCAAAUUUGAUUCAGUGAUGGAGCCUGGGUGUCAUUGUGUUCCUUGGUGUUUCGGUUACAAGGCUGCUGGUACUCUUUCUCUGCGUGUCCAACAGAUUGAUGUUCGUUGUGAAACUAAAACAAAGGACAAUGUGUUUGUGACUGUGGUGGCAUCCAUUCAAUACCGAGCUUUGGCUGAGAAAGCUUCUGAUGCUUUUUACAAGCUUUCAAACACAAAGUCACAGAUCCAAUCCUACGUCUUUGAUGUGAUAAGGGCCAGUGUUCCAAGAUUGACCUUGGAUGCUGCAUUUGAACAGAAGAAUGAUAUAGCAAAAGCAGUAGAGGGAGAACUGGAAAAGGCGAUGUCUGCAUAUGGCUUUGAGAUUGUCCAGACCCUCAUUGUGGAUAUAGAACCUGAUACUCAUGUGAAAAGGGCUAUGAAUGAGAUAAAUGCUGCUGCAAGGCUUAGGGUUGCUGCAAACGAAAAGGCAGAAGCCGAGAAGAUACUUCAGAUCAAGAAAGCCGAGGGGGAAGCAGAGUCCAAGUACCUGUCGGGACUUGGCAUUGCACGUCAACGCCAGGCCAUUGUUGAUGGACUAAGGGACAGCGUGCUUGCCUUCUCGGAGAAUGUUCCGGGGACAACAGCAAAAGACAUAAUGGACAUGGUUCUGGUGACUCAGUAUUUUGACACGAUGAAGGAGAUUGGUGCUAGCUCAAAGUCCACCUCUGUCUUCAUCCCACACGGUCCUGGUGCUGUGAAAGACAUCGCGUCACAGAUUCGUGAGGGUCUUCUUCAGGGCAGUAGCAUUAAACCUUGAGGGUUUGACGGGAGGACUUCUUGUCCAAAAGUUCUAGUAUCGUCAUUAUUAUAUUUAUUAGGCGCUUAUUACUACUUAUAGUUAUCAGUUAGUUUGACAUUGAAACCUGCUAUCAUUUUAUUUGGAUUCCGAACAUUAAAAUUGUUUCCACAGCACACUAUUUCAUCCAAAAUUUUAAAAAAGGCAUCCACAGCACAUUAAAAUUG